Molecule: messenger RNA, 2272 nt
Organism: Oncorhynchus keta (chum salmon)
Lineage: Eukaryota; Metazoa; Chordata; Actinopteri; Salmoniformes; Salmonidae
Gene: bbs12
Product: Bardet-Biedl syndrome 12
Exons: 3
Coding region: 198-2147 (649 amino acids)
Biological process (GO): photoreceptor cell maintenance; chaperone-mediated protein complex assembly
Molecular function (GO): ATP binding
Source: RefSeq, a predicted model, not a curated record
CACGCGCACACACGGAUUACAACUGGAUGAGCUUGAGCCAGGCUGAAGCUCACAGAGAACCUGGAUCUGUAGCACGCCACACGAAGUUCUUAGGAAAAAGGCAGGACCAGGUUGAUGUUAGCUAUCACAGCUAGCUAGCCAGCUACACUGCAGAACUACACUAAAGUAUUUAUUGCUAUAUCUCUGACUGUGUAUUAAUGAUCCUUCUGGCGUCACAGAAAAUGGGAAGUACAAUUAUUAGUCAAAGACUUCAUGUUGGACUGCAGCAGCUCACAGCUUUGGCGGCUGUCACACAUUCCUUUUUGGGCCCCAAUAAAAACCACAAGUUUAUUCAAGACGAGUCUACCGGGGAGUCGUCCUUGGUGUGCACAUGUUUCCGCGUCUUGGAGCACUUAGACCUGACCUGCUCUGUAGGUCAGCUGGCCAAUGAGACAAUCCAAGCUCACCAGAAGGUCUUCCACUCUGGUGCGGGGUGCCUGCUAUUUAUGGCUGGGGUCUGGAGCAGGGCUGCCCUCGAAUGUCUCCACAGAGACAUUUCAAUCCCACAUAUUGUGUCAGCCAUGUCUGAAGGGCUGGAUAUAUGUUGCAAAGUCUGCAGGUCAAACAGUGUGUCGAUUGAAGACGUUCGACCGGUUGCUUCUGAUAGUGGCACAUCAGUACUCCAGGGCUUUCCACACACAGUGUUACGUAACCCUGUCACAGGGAUGAACCUUAGCCAUGGGGCCCUCAACAACAAGAAACAAAGCAGAAUAAAACUCACUCACAGCAGACAUUUUUGUGCAAAUGAUGAAGCUGAUGAGAACACCACACCAGGGUUAUUCUCCCAUGCAGUGAGUUCUAAAGGAGUUGAUAUUCCUCACCUCGCUGAAGCUGUGAGCCAUGGAUGUGUGGAUGCAAUGAGCUUAGUGGUUGAGGUGAGCAAGAUGCAGUCAAAGAACGAUGGAAGUGGUGACAGCUGUAGAACAUUUGAUGUCAAAAAGCUGGUAACGUGCACUCUGCCAGGCUUGUCAGAGGACCAUGCAUGUGUUUUACCAGGUUGUGUUAUUCUGCUCUCUGCAGAGCAGGCUUCCCUUGUACAUCACAUGAAAGAACAGAAGUGGCAAGUUGUUCUCAUUAAUGGAGAUCUCAGUGAGAAAUAUCGCCAUCUUGGUUUCAAUAGCAAGAAAGACAUCAGCCGAGUGAUCGACAAGUUGGACUUGAAAGGCCUCAGCAAAGAAGAUGAUUGGGAAGACAAUGUUUUAACAACUCUGUUGAAAAACAAUGUGAAUCUAGUUUUAGUCAAUGGAGAAGCAAGUGAAAGACUCACCCAGCACUGCAUGAGUCACCGUAUACUUGUGGUUGAGAGGAUGAAGCCUGACAUUUUGAAGGACUUUGCAGAAACAACAGGAGCUGUCCCUGUCACCUAUGCCACACAACUGAGUAAGCACUGUGUCGGCACCGGGGUAGAAAUCUCCAUAUGGAGAGACUGCAGUGGCAACAGAAGGAGAGCAUCAAUGGCUGUGAACAUUGUCGCUGAUCGCACUGCGCUGGUUACAGUGGUCCUCACCACCUCUGUGCACAGCAAGCUGCAGACCUUGGAGGACUGUUUCUGGGGCUGUGCCUAUCGUCUACACCACACACUGAAAGACAGGAAACUACUCCCCGGUGCUGGAAAGACUGAAUUGCUUUGUGUUCAAAUCCUUCAAAAGCACAUUAAAGAUAAUGGUGAGCAAACAAGAGGCAAAGAUGGAACCUCUGCCCCACAAGCUAAACAAGGAAGAGCAGGAAACCCACACAGGGCUGAUGUGUUUCAACUCAUGGCAGAUGGUUGGAUGGACUACAUUUCCACUCUGAUGUUGAACAGUGGAACUUGUUCAAAAGUGGACGCUUGGACUACAAUCAAUCAGCAGCUGAUAGAUUUGAAUGGGGGAUUAUCUCUAGAUGCUAAUUUCUCAAGACUGCUAUUAAGAGAUGACACCGAGGAUGGUAUGAUGUCCCCAGAUAUGAAGCGCAGUGCAGGGAAGGUCUAUGACAAUAUGACUGUGAAGUUGGAAGCAUGGAGGAAAGCCCUGGAUCUUGUUUUCCUUGUGUUACAGACAGACACUGAGAUCAUUACUGGCAUAGAUCCUAAACAAGUGGAGGGACAAUCAAAUGUUAUGGUGCUUUGAUGGUUUUAACACAUUGCUGCGUGCUAUCAUUUUUGUAUAUUAUCAUGAAAUGCAUAACAUGUCUAAAUGUGUUUUAUUCUUUGAAUCCAAAUAUGCUGAAAAAUGAAUAAACUGUUGUAAUUUCA